AGGCGAGGGCGCGCUUGGUGGGAGUGUCAGCUCGCGUAGUGAAUGAGUGACGUGUGGGGCUCUGCGUUCCGUCCUGUUACCAGGCAGAUUCCUUACUCCCAUCACACGCUCUCACACACCCGCUUUUCUUCUGCGCGCUCCCGGGCCGCUCCCAAGCGCGCUCCCGCAGCAGGCCGGUCCUGUGGGGAUGGGAGCGGAGGUAGCAGCAGCAGGGAGAGUAGGAGAGGCCUGAGCGGCACCGGGCUGAGAGCAGCAGGCAGCACAGACUGAGGGACGGCCGGGCUUUGACACAGCGCGCAUCGGGCACAGUGGUGGCUGUGAGCAGGGGGUAUGCGGGGUGUGUGCCGGGAACGCUGGGGGAGAGCCGGCUGCCGCCGCCGCUGCUGUUAGGGCACCGGGAUGGCGGAAAGAGGGGGGUAUGCGAUCCUGGAGGCUCUGCCCGUGGAGAUCCGGGAGAGUCUUGCAGAGCUGGAGCUGGAGUUGUCCGAAGGAGAUAUAACCCAGAAGGGAUAUGAGAAGAAGAGGGCUAAGUUGCUGGCUCGCUACAUUCCGCUCAUACAAGGGGUAGAUCCUUCACUGCAAACAGAGAGCAAACUCACGGGCUUGUCCCAAGUGACAACGACCACAAAUAAGCAGCAAAGGUCCCGCUCCACCAGCUCACGGGAUGAGAGAUAUCGAUCUGACCAACUUCUUGUCUCAUGUGCAGAUGUUCACACAGAGGCUGUGCAAGCAGCGUUGGCCAAAUACAAGGAACGGAAAAUGCCCAUGCCUUCUAAAAGACGCUCUGCCCUCGUCCAAUCUUCUGUAGAGACCUACACCCCACCAGACACCUCGUCAGCUUCGGAGGAUGAGGGCUCAUUGCUCCGUCAGGGACGCAUCACAUCCACGCCGCUUCAAGAUCAUUCCAGCGUAGAGCCCUGGAUUAGCAGAGUAACCCAGGGCUCCUCCACCUCAUCAUCAGCAUCCUCCACCUCAUCCCACCCAGGAGCCAAGCCUGCUGCCUCCAACAGUUGCCCUGUCAUCGCAGCUGCCACCAUGUUGGCAGACCUCAUGGCGCAUGCCCAGAUAGAGAGUCUUUCUGCGCCACCUGACGUGACUACCGGACUCCUAGGAAACUCCCAUCAUGAGCGUCCGCAGGUGGCAUCUGUUCGUGGAGUGCCACGGGGGUUCAACAGCAGCAUAUUAGAAACAGCUGAUGGUGUGCCAGUCAACAGCAGAGUCUCUUCCAAAAUUCAGCAACUUCUAAAUACCCUAAAAAGGCCAAAGCGUCCACCGCUCAGAGAGUUCUUUUUGGAUGAUUUUGAAGAGCUUCUGGAAGUCCAGCAGCCAGACCCCAACCAGCCAAAACCUGAAGGCACGGAGGUGGCAUUGCUCAAAGGAGAACCUCUUGGCGUUGUGUCGAACUGGCCUCCUUCAUUGCUGACUGCUCUACAUCGUUGGGGGACCACUCAACCGAAAGCCCCUUGUCUUACUUCCUUGGACUCCACCGGGAAAGCAUUGUACACACUCACCUAUGGCAAAUUAUGGAGCCGGAGUGUUAAACUAGCAUACACCCUCUUAAGCAAGCUGACCAGCAAGAAUGAGUCUCUUCUUAAACCAGGAGACCGGGUGGCUCUUGUGUUUCCCAAUAAUGACCCUGUGAUGUUCAUGGUGGCAUUUUAUGGGUGCCUCCUUUCAGACCUUAUUCCCGUGCCCAUUGAAGUACCCCUUACCAGAAAGGACGCAGGCAGCCAGCAGAUCGGCUUCCUCCUGGGUAGUUGUGGGGUGUCGUUGGCACUUACAACAGAUGCCUGCCAAAAAGGACUGCCAAAGGCUCAGACAGGAGAAGUGGUGACAUUCAAAGGUUGGCCCCGGCUAGCAUGGUUCGUUAUAGAUGGAAAGCACUUAAUGAAGCCUCCCAAAGAUUGGCAUCCACAUAUCCGAGAUGCCAGCAAUGAUCCAGCUUAUAUUGAGUACAAAACCAGCAAAGAGGGCAGUACCAUGGGGGUGACGGUGUCUGAGUGCGACAUGCUGUCUCAUUGUCACGCACUGACACAAGCAUGCGGCUAUUCAGAAGCGGAAACGUUGAUUAAUGUGUUGGACUUCAAGAGGGAUGCUGGCCUGUGUCAUGGCGUUCUUACGAGUAUCAUGAACCGCAUGCACGUGGUCAGCAUUCCUUAUGCUCUGAUGAAAGUGAAUCCACUCUCCUGGAUACAGAAGGUCAAUGUUUACAAAGCCCGUGUAGCGCUGGUGAAAUCCAGGGACAUGCACUGGUCUCUCCUAGCACAGAGGGACCAGCGGGAUGUGAGUCUCAGUUCCCUGCGGAUGCUGAUAGUUGCAGAUGGAGCUAACCCAUGGUCUAUAUCUUCAUGCGAUGCCUUCCUCAACGUCUUCCAGUCUAGAGGUCUGAGACCUGAAGUCAUCUCUCCAUGUGCCACCUCCUCCGAGGCCCUCACCGUAUCCAUGCGCAGGCCUCCAGAUCUUGGUGGAGUUCCUCCCGGGAAAGUGGUGUUGUCAAUGAAUGGGCUGAGUUACGGGGUCAUUCGAGCAGACACGGAGGAGAAGCUGUCUGUGCUCACUGUGCAGGAUGUGGGGCAAGUCAUGCCUGGAGCGACCAUGUGUGUGGUGAAGGCGGAGGGGGCCCCAUAUUUAUGUAAGACAGAUGAGAUUGGAGAGCUAUGUGUGUCCUCCAGCUCCACAGGGACUGCAUAUUUCGGCCUGCAUGGAAUUACCAAGAAUGUCUUUGAGUCUAUUCCAUUAAUUGCCAGCGGAGACCCUGUCUCUAGCCAGACCUUCACUAGAACUGGGCUGUUGGGCUUCAUUGGACAAGAGCGGUUGGUGUUUGUAGUGGGGAAGGUGGAUGGUCAGAUGACCGUAAGCGGGCGCAGGCACAGCUGCGACGACGUGGUGGCAACAGCCCUGGCUGUGGAACCAAUGAAGUUUGUUUACAGAGGAAGGAUAGCCGUGUUUUCAGUAAACGUGUUGCAUGAUGAGAGGAUUGUGCUGGUAGCAGAACAGCGUCCGGACUCCUCAGAAGAAGACAGCUUCCAGUGGAUGAGCAGAGUCCUGCAGGCAAUAGACAGCAUUCACCAGGUGGGAGUGUACUGCCUGGCACUGGUACCUGCCAACACUCUCCCCAAAGCACCUCUCGGUGGGAUUCACAUCUCUGAAACCAAGCAACACUUCCUGGAGGGUUCCCUGCAUCCGUGUAAUGUUCUCAUGUGCCCACACACCUGCGUCACCAAUCUGCCUAAACCACGACAGAAACAGCCAGAUGUGGGCCCAGCUUCUAUGAUUGUGGGAAACCUAGUGGCCGGAAAAAGAAUUGCACAGGCUUGUGGGAGAGAUGUCAGCCAGCUGGAAGACAAUGACCAGGCAAGGAAGUUCUUGUAUUUGGCUGAUGUUCUACAGUGGAGGGCACAGACUACCCCAGACCAUCUUCUGCUGCUCUUACUGAAUUCCAAGGGCACAGUGUCCAGCUCCACAUCCUGUUUGCAGUUGCACAAGCGAGCGGAACGUGUGGCUGCUGGAUUGGUGGAAAAAGCUCGGCUCAGUGUUGGGGAUCACGUGGCCCUUGUUUAUCCUCCAGGUAUUGACCUUAUUGCCACAUUUUUUGGCUGCCUCUAUGCUGGAUGUAUUCCCAUCACCGUGCGGCCUCCUCACCCUCAGAACCUCACAACUACCCUUCCCACCGUCAAGAUGAUUGUAGAGGUCAGCAAAUCUGCUUGCAUCUUGACUACACAAGCAAUAAUGCGUUUGCUCAAAUCAAAAGAAGCUGCUGCUGCUGUAGACAUCAAAACAUGGCCAACAAUUCUUGACACCGAAGACAUGCCUAAGAAGAAGAUCGCAUGUGUGUUUAGGCCAACGUCACCAGACACUCUGGCCUAUUUGGAUUUCAGUGUGUCUACAACGGGGAUCUUAGCUGGGGUGAAGAUGUCUCACUCAGCCUGCAGUGCCUUAUGCCGGUCCAUUAAGCUGCAAUGCGAGCUGUACCCAUCGCGUCAGAUUGCCAUCUGCCUAGACCCCUACUGUGGGUUAGGCUUUGCUCUUUGGUGCUUGUGCAGUAUUUACUCUGGGCACCAAUCCAUCCUUGUGCCACCACUAGAGCUAGAGACUAAUGCGUCUCUGUGGCUGAGUGCCGUCAGUCAGUACAAAGUCCGAGUUACGUUUUGCUCCUAUUCGGUCAUGGAGAUGUGUACUAGAGGCCUGGGCACACAGACGGGCACCCUUAAGUCACGGGGUGUGAAUCUGUCCUGUGUACGUACGUGCAUGGUGGUAGCAGAGGAGCGGCCACGCAUCUCACUGACUCAGUCCUUCUCAAAGUUGUUCAAGGAUCUGGGACUGUCUACCAGAGCGGUUAGCACCACGUUCGGCUGCCGUGUCAACGUGGCCAUCUGUUUACAGCCCAACAGACUGGGCAAGCUUGCUGAUCAGGGCACUGCCGGUCCUGACCCAACCACGGUCUUUGUAGACAUGCGUGCGCUGCGCCAUGACAGAGUGCGCCUGGUGGAGAGAGGUUCCCCGCACAGUCUGCCACUGAUGGAGUCCGGAAAGAUUCUUCCCGGUGUGAAAGUCAUUAUCGCGCACACAGAGACCAAAGGACCCCUUGGCGACUCUCAUUUGGGAGAGGUUUGGGUUAGCAGUCCGCACAAUGCAAAUGGUUACUACACUGUGUAUGGGGAAGAGGCUCUGCACGCCGACCACUUCAACGCGCGGCUCAGCUUUGGAGACACACAGACUGUUUGGGCACGUACGGGAUACCUUGGCUUUCUCCGCAGAACUGAGCUGACUGAUGCCAGUGGAGAGAGGCAUGAUGCAUUGUAUGUGGUCGGAUCCCUUGACGAGACCUUGGAGUUACGGGGCAUGAGAUACCAUCCGAUCGACAUAGAAACCUCAGUCAUUCGCUCUCACAAGAACAUUGCUGAAUGUGCGGUUUUCACCUGGACAAACCUUCUGGUGGUCGUCUUGGAACUAGACGGGCUGGAGCAGGAGGCCCUUGACCUUGUAGCCCUAGUGACAAACGUAGUCCUGGAGGAACAUUAUCUCAUUGUGGGAGUUGUCGUCAUUGUAGACCCCGGAGUUAUUCCCAUCAACUCUCGAGGAGAGAAGCAACGGAUGCAUCUACGGGAUGGAUUUCUUGCCGAUCAGCUCGAUCCUAUAUAUGUUGCAUAUAAUAUGUGAAAUUAGGACAAAUUGCUUAUUGCCUUACACGAUCAUGCACUUGGGGGGGCCUGGGAAAUGGAUUGCAGCUGAGGGAGGAGACUACGUAUUACUUCCAUUCAUCAAGGUGCUGGAUUGCUGCUGUCUUCCUUCUCAGGUGAUGAGUCUUCCCACCACCACCCGAUUGUGCUUCUAGUCAUAGACGAAGGAAGACGUCUUGUUGCCAAGAAUGUAGAGCAGAAUGUGACUAGCGACCUGUAACCUCUUACUGUGACCGUGGAUGUAGCUUCCUUCACACUCACUCCAAGUGACUGGUUCUCUUUCUGUGCAACGUACACCCUGCCUCCUUACAGAGCUCAAACUCAUGCAAUAAUGUGAACCUCUGGAUCUACUGAAUCAUCUGAGCACAGAUUUAUUAGAAUUAUUUUUUAUCUAUAUAGCUAAAGGAGGUGAUUGCACCCUCUGCCGGACUUGUCCAAAGCGUGAAUGUUCACCAGCCGUUAAUGAGCUGCUACUUCACUUCUCCUCAUCAUUGAACUGAAUGUAAUUAUGUACAGAAACUGUAUAAUUUAUUAAGUGCAUCAGCCCGCAGGACGCCCUCAUUGCUUCCGAAGCAAGAGGGACAGAACCACUUAAAUUUUAACACUGUAGUUUUUUUAUAGCAAAAAAAUAUAUAUAUAUAAAAAAAAAAAACAACAACUCCAUUAAGCACUACAAAGCCUGACAGUUACCUGUGAUAUUACAAUUGGAUAAAAAGCACAUUAAACAUUUUAAAAAUG
Messenger RNA from Pseudophryne corroboree (corroboree frog), 5918 nucleotides. It is a transcript of the gene DIP2A, whose product is annotated as disco interacting protein 2 homolog A. NCBI's taxonomy places the organism in Eukaryota, Metazoa, Chordata, Amphibia, Anura, Myobatrachidae. Gene Ontology annotation, cellular component: cell surface. The transcript is spliced from 39 exons. Bases 400 to 5160 code for a protein of 1586 amino acids. The record is from RefSeq and is a predicted model, not a curated record.